AUGGCCGACGCUCGCAAUUUCCGCAAGGUCAUUGUCGUUGGCCAUUCAACUGACGGCGACCUGGCUACCCUCAAAAGGAUCGGGUUCAACAUGUACAAGGAAAAGACUGUCGCCGCCAUCCUAGACACGCACACUCUCAGCAGAGAAGUCCUCGCACGCGAACGUGCCACGAGCGGAUAUUCCCUCGCAGGGCCCCUGACGGCGCUUGGCUGUCCCUACGGGCCGCAUGAGCUUCACAAUGCUGGCAACGACGCGACAUACACGUUGCGCGCCACGUUGAUGCUAGCAGCAGUGUGGGGAGAUGGGCAGGAGAGCUUGCCGGGGGCGACGACUUAUCAGGAGCGCCUACGGUCCUUCGCAUUCGCAGAAGCCAACAGUCCAAAUAGGUGGAUAUCUGUCAGAGGUUCUCCCUGGGCCGGACGGGAUCCAGAUUGA
Messenger RNA from Verticillium nonalfalfae, 435 nucleotides. RefSeq lists its product as uncharacterized. The record is from RefSeq and is a predicted model, not a curated record. NCBI's taxonomy places the organism in Eukaryota, Fungi, Ascomycota, Sordariomycetes, Glomerellales, Plectosphaerellaceae. The transcript has a single exon. The coding region runs from base 1 to 435 and encodes 144 amino acids. Gene Ontology annotation, molecular function: nucleic acid binding.